Octopus sinensis (East Asian common octopus) is the source of this 472-nucleotide messenger RNA. RefSeq lists its product as uncharacterized. NCBI's taxonomy places the organism in Eukaryota, Metazoa, Mollusca, Cephalopoda, Octopoda, Octopodidae. The record is from RefSeq and is a predicted model, not a curated record. The coding region runs from base 92 to 439 and encodes 115 amino acids. The transcript has 3 exons.
ACCAAGACUUGGUCACUAUGAAUUUCAAAACUUAUCGACACAGUUGAUAAGAAUUGAAUUCUUUGUUACGUUUCUGUCAGGGCUGGCAUAUAUGGCUUUUCCACAUUUUUUGACUACCUUGUUUUCUCCAAAACCUGAUCUAAUCCAUGUAUAUAUAACUCAACUUGUGGGUGGAUCGACACUUGGUGGUAUUUGGUUAUCUUGGUACUCUACGAGUUUUUACCUAGAAAGAGAUAUAAAAUCAGUUUUACUCUCUCGUGUUUACACAACAAUCAUAAUUUUUGCUGUGAUAACCCAAAGCCACUUCAUGCUAGGAUAUCCUAAACUGGAGAAUAUGUGGUUGUUCUUCACUUGGUUCCUUCCAUUUGUACUUGCAAUUGUUGGUCUCAUUAUGAUAAAUGCACGACGAAGAUACCCAAUAAAGAAAAAGGCAACAUAAAUACUUUGCAAAAGACUUCAUUUGCAACUCCUA